GCGCCCGACUGUCCUCCCGGCCUCGGCGCCCAAACGGCUGCGGCCACGGGGCCUGGAGCAGCGGCGCGCGGAGCCGGGGCGCAGGGAGUGUCCCAAGAACCAAUGAAGAGGACACAAGACCCCUGAGGCCUGCCUGCCUGUCCUCCUGGCCAUGCUGACCUUGACAUUCCCCCUCUCGGUUCCCCAGAUGCUGUGGGUUGUCCUCCUGGUCACCUCCCUGAGUGCUCAGGAUGGAAGAGCGGAGAACCUUCUUUGUGGAGCUGGGUGUGCACGCCUGGCCCAGGACCCCGGGGACGGUGAGGCUGCUGCAGGUCUGGCCACGACUGCACAACACUCCCAAUGGGACAACCCCACCUGCACCGAAGGAGUGGUGUCCGUGCCCCGAGGGGAGCGCGCCGUGAUGGGCUGCAACAUCUCCAACCCCUUCCUCAGCGUGGCCGUUGGUCUGGGCACCCCCGGGGCCGGUGUCCAGCCGCUCUUCCGUGUGCGGUCCCCGGGGUGCUUCUGCCGGGAAGGGUGGCAGCUCCGGGUGCAGGGAGGCGUGGCCCAGCUGGUGAUCGACAACGCCAGCGACUCCCAGACCGGAUGCUACAAGUGGCGCCUGCAGGGUCUGCAGAGAAAUAUCAGAGUCACCACACUGAACGUUUCAGGGGCAGUGUCCCAAGACCUGAAGGAGAGAGGACGUCCGCUCUUUGCAAAUCCCUGUGGCCCAGAGACGCCGUGCCCGCCCGAGGCCGGAGACCCGCUCACGGUGGCCCUCGUGGUCAGCAGCGUCAUCGUCGGCCUCCUUUUCCUGGUGCUCGGCGUGUUAGCCUGCACCAAAGGCUCAGGCCCCCCAUGCUACUCCCCCCAGAAGUACUCAGGACCCCAGGAGAGCUGGUUCUGAACUGGCAGGUGGAGGGCCUGUGAGGAGGGUGAUGAACGGGCCUAAAACCCGGAGCCGACCCCAGGAGUCCUGCCCACUCUGAGGCCACCAGCCCCCGAAAGCCGCCCCUCAGGAGUGGAGCCCCACGUGUCCCACCUCCAUCCAGCUGUCAUGCCCGUCCCAUGAACCAGGCAGCAGCGCUGACAGAAGCAGGCCCCCAUCCCUGCCUCUGGCACAGGAGACCCGCUCAGCCCUUCUGCCCCAGAGGCCUGCUUCUGCCGGCUCAGAGGAGGGAGGGGCGGGAGGAGAGGGUGUGACCCAGGCUGACCCCCACCCACCUCAGCCUCCCGCAGCUGUCUCAGCUCCCCGACUACCCCCCCCCCCAGCCCCGCCAGAUUCUCUGGUCAAAAAUGGGAAAAUCU
Lutra lutra (Eurasian river otter) is the source of this 1287-nucleotide messenger RNA. RefSeq names its product secreted and transmembrane 1 (gene SECTM1). NCBI's taxonomy places the organism in Eukaryota, Metazoa, Chordata, Mammalia, Carnivora, Mustelidae. Bases 152 to 886 code for a protein of 244 amino acids. Gene Ontology annotation, biological process: immune response. The record is from RefSeq and is a predicted model, not a curated record. The transcript has 7 exons. Gene Ontology annotation, molecular function: cytokine activity.